AGGAAAUUUUCCAUUUAUCGUAGAAUGACUGAUCAGGAGCGCGCGGGUGUUGUAAUUAUAUCCCAAAAAUAUGAAUUGCUACCGGCUCCAAUAGCGCCUGGAUCUUAUCGCGGUUUGAAGCGAUGUCCAGAAUGUGGACAAUUGAAUGGUGUACGAAGCUCUGUCUGCCGUAAUGAAGACUGCCAAUUGAGGAGGGAUGCACUGCGUUUACGAGUGCCCUUAGAUCCCAUUCGCUUAGAGUGCUUAGAUGAUGGCAAAUUCCUAUACUCUUUACGAUGUAGGGAAAAAAAUGCCCAACCACGUAGUUUUGUCCUUUUGAAUUACUCCAGUGGACGGGAAUCAGGUUCGUUAGAGUGCUACUCUUGUGCCUCUAAAAGCACUAACAGUUCGGAGCUAUGCAAACAUAUCUUAGCUUGCAAUUCCCCAAAUAUAACAAAAGCAGAAGUUUUUCCCAUCUCCCGCGAUGUGCUUUGGAAUUUGAACAGUUUAGAUGAUGAGCACAAAGAACGCCUCUGGAAUAUUUGUCAGCAAGAGGAAAACAACGUGCCUGCUGUGCAGCGCAUUUCUAAUUCAUUAUUUGUAGUCAAAUGUGAUGAGUCGAAAGUUUUUCCAGCUGGCAGACUGCACGUUACAGCUGUAUGUAAUGGUGUAUCUACGCGGAAGGGUGUAUAUUCCUGCUCCUGCAAGAAACUAAAGAUUAUAGUCGAGCCAGACAACUCAGUCGUAAUGCAAGAAGAAGUUUGUGACCACAUUUUGCUAGUUUUAGCAGCUGUCUUAAGCAACCGAAAAGGUAAAACGGCGUAUGGAAACUUUACAAGUGCAUUAAAAUCCUUCUGGAUGCCAACAAGUAUCGAAACACCAAUCGUAGACUCCACGCAGGAGGAUGCACUUUUCGGUUUAAGCAUAGACAUUGGUGGGAACUUUAACAUGGAAAGCAGCGAUGGCCGACAAACAGACGAUAUAUUUAUUUAUAAUAAUGAUUUUAUGUCUGAUGAGAAUAUUCCAGAUUUUGAGGAUAUAAUCCUAAAUUAUCCACCCCGUUUAGAGGAUAAUAACGCGGAUAAUGCCACAUUAACAAAUUCAACAACAAACACCAAUGACAACUUACAUCCUGGAGAUCCUAAUUUAGGUUUAAGUUUCGCCGUUACGGCAGAAGACGCAGAAGACACACGGUUGCAUAAUGGUCCCUACUUCAACGAUGUGAAAACGGAGCCAUCCAAUCUGACAAAUAGCUUAACUACGGCGCACCUAGAAUUAAGUGAUUGUAAAAUUGAGCUAAUGGAUCAGUUUGAACUCACUGAUCAAAUAGACCUAUCAACCACUGACGAUAUCACACUACAGCAAGAGCAAACAUGGCUUGGCAACGGUAUAAGCAUUCUUGAAGCACCAGUAUUAAAUAGUACAGCACCAUCUACUGCCUGCACUGAAGUAUCGCCUGUCUUAAAAGCAUCGAACACACACCACACUUCUUAUUACAAUAAUAAUUCGUUGCUAAAAUCCAACCAAGUAUUGGAAGCACCACCGAUCGAAUUACCGACUAUUGCUAUGGUUAAAAAGUGCCCUGUAAAAGCGUCGGAGCUGGUCAAUGAAGUUAAUACACGUAAAUUUCCUCCACUUCCAGCAAAGAGAUCAUUAAUUGUUAAUGGAACAAAUCAGUCGGAACAGCAGCAAUCGAAUGAUGGAAGUCAAGUUUCGGACGUUGGCGAACCGUCGCUUGCUUUUUCAGCUUGGUUAGAUUAUGUCAUUGAAAUACUCAACGAAAGUAUCAGCAUUGUGGAAGAGAGAAGUGUAGAACAUACCUUUCAUGUGCAUGAGGAAAUAUUUGCCCAUUUCAGCAAACGUUUCAGCGCCGGCAUCAAGCUCCGCGUACCGAACAGUACUACGGUUGUGAAGGCAGGAAAAUAUAAGGGACUCAUAAAAUAUGUUUGGUACUUUACAAAUGCAUCAACAGUACGACGAAUUUUUACAUCAAAAAAUAUCUCACUGGAAACCGAACGUAUUUUUGAGUACAAUGCUGACGGUGUAUUUGUGCCUUUUGAGGCACAACGUAUUUUACCCGGUACGAACGUUAAACACAAACGUAUUUAUCCAAAGCUUUCACUCUAUAAGACAAAAAUAUGGUUCGAUAGCGGUAAAAGCGAAUAUAAAAACAGUUUCAAACUAGAAUGGCUGCCCAGUGCCUUUCCAAGAAGUCACCAUGGCAUAUUGAAACUCGAAUUUUCAGUAUGUGUGCUAGAUCCGCAGGAAAUGCAAAGAGCGAUCGAAGGAAAAUGAAUAUCAAUUACGAAUAUAACACUUAUUUGCCACAGCAAGAUAAAAUCUGUGUUCGUAUGGAACAGUAACUUAUGUCGGAAGGCCGGCUUUCGUACAAUGAACCAUUAGCAGCAUACGAUUGCGAAUGACUCUCUAGCGCCAAGCCAUGGAAGAACUCUUGGCAAAUAAAUGUGAAAUAAAUAGUUCCGAUACUAGCAAGUUAAUAUACUUAUUAAGCCUCAUUAAAGAAUAAAUGGAAUACUAAUGCCAGCCCGAAAUAUUGAUAUGAUACAUAUUUGUAUUAAAGACAUGUCAUAUCUUGUCAUUACUAAAGCUAAAUAUUUAAUUUUUGUACCAUAACCAUUGUUUACAUACAUAUGUAUAUGUUUGAAUAUGCUGAU
This is a messenger RNA of Rhagoletis pomonella (apple maggot), 2654 nucleotides long. RefSeq lists its product as uncharacterized. The record is from RefSeq and is a predicted model, not a curated record. The transcript has 5 exons. Gene Ontology annotation, cellular component: nucleus. Lineage: Eukaryota; Metazoa; Arthropoda; Insecta; Diptera; Tephritidae. The coding region runs from base 25 to 2274 and encodes 749 amino acids. Gene Ontology annotation, molecular function: zinc ion binding.